AUGGAGACGAAGGCAGCAGAUCUCCUGGCGACUUUCAAGAACCCCAAUGUCUCCGUUGACGCUAAGGUUGCGCACCUGACUAGCCUCAAGUCCGAUAUCAAGCAGAAGAAUGUUCCUGAUGGAGCUAUCCUGACGAUCUUCGAAACUCUGCGGCUCUCGCUAAGCUCUCAGCACUACUCUGUCCUCGGGGCUGGAUUCUCCACACUCGGUCAUUUCUUGAAGCGGCUUUCCAUCCAGGAUCAACAGCAAUGGAUCGUCAGCCAAGCCCGAAACUUUUACCCCGUGUUGAUGGAGCGACUCGGCGACCACAAGGAGCGCGUCAGAGCCCAAUCUGCAUCCAUCUUUACCGAACUGUGGCCAGUGGCUGGUGCUGAAGUCGAAUACUGUGUGCUUGAGACUGCAUUAGUGGGCAAAAACCCCCGUGCCAAGGAAAUGAGCCUACUAUGGUUGUUGAAUAUGACCAAAAACCAUGGCCUGUUGUUCCGCCAAUAUGUACCUUCCUUGGUCGCAUGUCUGGAGGACGCCGACAGUGCUGUUCGAGACACGGCCAAGUUGGUUGUAAUUGAACUAUUUCGAACUGCUCCCGCAAGAGCGAAAUCGGAUUUGCAAAAGCAGCUGGUCACUCGCAGUGUGAGAAAGUCCAUCGCUAAUGCUAUUCUCUCGGGCAUUGGUCUGAACUCCGCUGAACCUGAGAGUUCAUCCUCUACGCGGCCCAUUUCUCGUGCUGAACGACCGAUCUCGGUGAUGUCUUCACGCUCACAGGCAGUUGAGGUGCCUCGUGAUGGUUCGUUUGCCCACUCUUUUCUGCUGGUUUCACCUGCCCAAAGUCCUCGUUCUGAUAGCAUCGCAGAACCAGAACCCGUGAAAAGUCGACCUGGCUCCUCAAGAAGCCAUUAUGAACGCCAAGAAACACCUUCGGUCCAACGUCCCCAUACACCAGCCGAGGCACCUGCGCCUCGGCAGUCGUCACAAGAGGACGACGAUGUGGAGCCGCUCCUGGUUGGGUCCGCUCGAGAUAUUGAUGAUCUCAUGCGCGACAUGAUCCCCUGGUUUGAUGGCAGGGAGUCCGAAGAUAAUUGGAUGAAGCGUGAAAAGAAUGUCGUCCUCUUCCGGCGACUCACACGAGGCAAUGCGCCCCACGACUUUUCCCAGACCUUUGUUAGUGCUAUCAAGACGCUUCUGGAUGGCAUUUUCAAAGUAGUCAACUCCCUGCGCACCACGCUCUGUACCAAUGGCUGUCUCUUGAUCCAAGAUAUCGCCAAGACAUGCGGCCCCAAAAUCGACUCGAUGGUUGAAAUAAUUAUGCAGAAUCUGAUAAAGCUCUGUGGAGCCUUGAAAAAGAUCGCCGCACAGAGUGGAAAUGCCACAGUCGAUGCGGUCAUUGGGAAUGUGUCGUUCACUACCCGCAUCCUGCAGCAUGUCCAUUGGGCCUCUGUAGACAAGAACCUUGGCCUACGUCUAUUUGCCGCUGGGUGGCUUAAGACCUUGAUCAGCCGGCAAGCCCACCACAGAAGCACAGUCGAACAUGGUGGUGGCCUGGACCUUGUGGAGAAGUCAAUCAAGAAGGGACUGGGUGAUGCCAAUCCUGGUGUACGAGAGGCCAUGCGGAGUACAUUUUGGACAUUUUACCCCGUGUGGCCAGACAAGGCCAAUGCGAUAAUGUCUGACAUGGAUACUAAAUCACGAAACCUGCUCGAGAAGGACCCCGCAAAUCCGAACGCGGGACAGCAGACCUCUGCGCCCUCCAGAAAGGGUCCUUCCACCCCCGGCGGUGGUCGCUCUGCUCUCAAGGAAGCCAUUGCUGCACGGAAGAAAGCCCAGAUGCCAUCUCGCCCCGAGUCAGCUCAGCCGACCUUCACUGACGUGAAAAAGUCAGAUCCGGCGCCCAAGCCUGCUGUGCGGACUGUGCCUACUGGCGCGCCUCUUUCAUCUUUGUCAUCGGCGCCUAUGCGACCCGGUGCGAAGCCUCGACGGGCUGAAUUAAGUCGACCAGCAACUGCGGAUCCAUACGCCCGCCGCCCGGAUUCACGGGCUCAAUCCACCAAGCCAAUCGGCUCUCCCCAUUCAGUCAAGUCCAAAUCGUCGACGCCUUCUUCGAAGCCGUUGAACGCGCCGCGUCUUCGCCCCCAUGAUUCGGGGCAAACAGGCACCACUAAGGGGAAGCCCAAGAAGCUCGACCUCUCAAAAUCCAAGUCUUACGACCAUCUUUUGGCCGCCAGUCGUCCCCGCAGUGAUUCGAAUGAGAGCAUAACGAAUCAACACUCAGGACGAGCGCAACCCUCUGAUCCUUCAAGUGCCUCUGAAGAUCACAACUCUCCAGCGUCCGUUGUGCUGAAAAGCCCUCUACUUGCUGCAUCACAACCGCCACUUCUUCACCCUGAACCAUCUGUGUCUGACCACGACGCUAGGCUCAUCGCAGUAGAGGAACCGCAUUUCACGCCUCUUGAAGAGCCCAAUGCCACUGCAACCUCUCCGCGUGCUCGCGAAGAAGAUGUUGAAGUAUCCCCUCGUGACGUCCACCCUCCGUCUGUUCCCGAGCCUGUGAAAUCUCAGCCUGAUUCUAUGGUGAUAUAUGAAGAUCCUGCCACACCAGUUGCAGUCGAGGCCGGUAGUCCUGUGAGGGCAGCUUGCAUCGAAAACUUAACCCCAACGAAAUCAUCCAAUCUUUUUGGUCAACGGGAACCUCGUGAAGAAGAAGCCCGGUCCAUCCCGGAAAAUGCUCCAGCUGUGAUGGAUUCCAUCCCUGAUCUAGCCCCUAGUCAGGAGCGUGUCACCGAUAGUCCGAUGGUUGAGACCCAACCCCGAUCACCGACGCGCAAAACACCCCUGCGGGAAAGUCCUUCGCCUUCAAGGACACGCGAUAACGUUUCAGCCCCCGAGCUUGUUUCGGGCGUGGACUCUGCCCUGCCCCAUGAACCUGUCAGUGGAGCCGCCGUCAACCAGACCGGCAACAAUGAGAAUGUGACCCCACAUAUCAGCAAAGUUGCAGACUUGCCCGCAGCUCCACGAUCUGCGGUGAAUCCGAAUGCUCUAGAAGAGCUUCCGCUUAAUGAAUCGACACCGCGACUUGCCGAGGCCCGUGGCCGCUCUCUUGAGCCCCUGACCCAAGCUCAUUCCGAAGACUUGCCUCGCCGUAACCGAAAAUGGGCCGAGCGACAUCGAAGUAUCAGCCCACGGUCCAAGGACCCCGUUAAUGCGAAGGAAAUGAUCCAAAAGGCCCACGGCCGGAUUGUCUCCAAGACUAUGGACAUCUCGGGAUAUCGGAAACUGCAAGGACUCUUUCAAUACCACGGAGAGGAGAUCGUUGCACGAACGCAGGACUACUACGCGGUGUUAGAGGCCCUGUUGAGCGAGUUGGAAGCAGUGCCCACUAACCGCAAGGACCAUGACGCUAAAACGCAAAUCCUGGCCACCAUUCGUUCCAUGCUCCUGCGGACUCGAGAGCACUUCGAGCGCUAUGACAUUCUCGCGAUGGCAGCCAUUAUCCGGGCUCGUCGCCACUACGAGUCAACAUCGCACUUUGUGACAUGCUUGGAGGAGGUUACGGAACAACUGGUCUCCGUGACCGCGCCCUGGACGGCAGUCAUGGGAGUGCUGCAGGGAUUGGAGCAAAGGGAGGGAGCCCACGGUGAGGAGACAUACCAGUCGAUCAUCAUGGGUUUGAGCACUAUCCAGCAAGCGCUCGCGCAACCCGGCGUCGAGAUCUCAGAUGAUGUCCUGGCAAGUGUCGGCACUGUUGUAUCGCAGCAUCUUGGACACCCGCGGCCCGGUGUGCGCAAAAACGCCACUGAGCUGUGCACGUUCUUGAGCCUUACCUUUGGCUCAGAGCGCGUUGAAAAGGUGACUCCGCCGCCCCAGGAAGGAUCGCUGAACCUACUCACCUACUUCCUGGCUCGUCGAUCUCAAUAA
Molecule: messenger RNA, 3909 nt
Organism: Penicillium alfredii
Lineage: Eukaryota; Fungi; Ascomycota; Eurotiomycetes; Eurotiales; Aspergillaceae
Exons: 4
Coding region: 1-3909 (1302 amino acids)
Biological process (GO): astral microtubule depolymerization; mitotic spindle assembly
Cellular component (GO): spindle microtubule; mitotic spindle; mitotic spindle midzone
Molecular function (GO): microtubule binding
Source: RefSeq, a predicted model, not a curated record